Messenger RNA from Drosophila santomea, 688 nucleotides. RefSeq lists its product as uncharacterized. The coding region runs from base 555 to 677 and encodes 40 amino acids. The record is from RefSeq and is a predicted model, not a curated record. The transcript is spliced from 2 exons. NCBI's taxonomy places the organism in Eukaryota, Metazoa, Arthropoda, Insecta, Diptera, Drosophilidae.
UCUCGGCCACACUCUGCCACCAAACAGCAACGAAGUCGGUUGUCGUCGCGAAAAGUGCGAAUCGAGUGCAUUUAUUUGCUGCAAACAGAACCGAGAACACACGGUGACGUGACGAAAGUGGUGUCGAGUGACGAAGUGUGCGAGCGCGCUGCAUUUGUUUACGAUUUCGAUUCCGACUCCACCACCACUGGCUGUGAGGCGGGGAAGAGGAAGAGCGAGCGGCGCGGCAAGAAACGAAAGAAGAAGAAGCAGCAGCAGGACACACGCAACGUGCAACAUUGUGUGCGUGCGUGCGUGUGUGUGUAAUUGCGUGUUUGUUUGUUUGUUUUUUUGUUUGUUUGUUUGUGUGACGAAAAUACAACAAGUGCAAGCGACAAUAGCAAGCGGCAGCAACAACAACACCAUAGAAGCUCCUUGGCAGAACGGGACAGCAACAACAACAGGAGUGCGAAAGCAAGAGAGUGAGUGCGAGAGAGAGAGAGAGACAGCUGUUAUUGUUGUUGCUUCACGAUGAUUAAUGGGGAAUCUGCCGCUACAACAACAACAAAUCAAGUAUGACGGAGGAAAUAACCGGCGAUUGGAGCUACUACGUGUAUAUAUCGCUGACGUUGGUUCCAGUCUAUUUGGCAUUUCGGCUCAUUAAGUCACUCGGCUGGCAGCUCUUCGUCAACAACUGAGCAAACAUCUG